AUGGAGGAAAUUGCAGCAGCGUUGAAGGAACUAUCUGAUGCUCUUAAGGCAGAACAAAUGCUCUGGAAACAAAAGAGUAGAGUGUUUUGGCUGAGAGAGGGAGAUAAAAAUACCAAAUAUUUUCAUGCCUUAACGAAGCAAAGGAGAGCAAGGAACAAAAUCACGCAGCUUCUGGAUGUUAAUGGUAAUAUAGUUGAGGAUGAGGAAGGACUGGUAGCCAUUGCUACUAGUUAUUAUCGACAAAUCUUUGAGUCAUCUACACCAGAAGACAUUGAAGAGGCGCUACCUGAAGUUCCUACGACGAUUACAGGAACAAUGAAUGACAGCCUCACAGCUCCUGUUUCAGAAUGGGAGGUUAAAUUAGCUCUCUUUGCUAUGCAUCCAGAUAAGGCACCGGGACUAGAUGGGAUGACUGCGCUUUUUUACCAACAAUUUUGGGAUAUAGUCAAGCAGGUUUUAACUCUUAUGGUGAAUAAAUUCCUGUUUGAAGGACAUGUAGCCAAUAGUUUGAAUGAUACAAACAUAUGCCUUAUCCCGAAAACAACUAAGCCUAAUGAUAUGGCUCAGUUCCGACCCAUAAGCUUGUGCAAUGUUAGCUACAAGAUCGUUUCGAAGGUCUUAUGCCAGAGACUAAAGAAAGUCUUGCCAGGUUUGAUAUCAGAAACCCAGUCAGCCUUUGCUGCUGGAAGAAAGAUUUCAGAUAAUAUCAUGAUUGCUCAAGAGAUGUUUCAUGCCCUACGAACAAAGCCGAGUGGACGUAAUAAGAGGAUGGCCAUCAAGACAGAUAUGAGUAAGGCAUAUGAUAGGAUGGAAUGGUCGUUUAUCGAAGCUGUGAUGCGUAAGAUGAGAUUCUCUGAGACAUGGAUCACCUGGAUUAUGAGGAUUAAUGCAGCCACCCGACAAGAGGUUAAAGAUACACUUGGAAUACACUAUGAUGGAGGGAUGGGAAAGUAUUUGGGGAUCCCAGAGGAUAUUAGUGGGUCUAAAUGUAAACUUUUUGCAUUUCUAAAGGAUAAUCUGAUGCACAGAGUCAAUGGAUGGACUGGUCGAUGGCUUUCAAAAGGAGGAAAGGAAGUAAUGAUCAAAUCCAUUUUACUAGCUCUUCCUACAUACGUUAUGUCAACGUUUCUGCUCCCAUUGGAGAUCUGUGAAAACCUCGCUAGUGCCAUUGCACAAUUUUGGUGGAGCUCAAAUCCUCCAAAAAGAGGGAUACACUGGGCGAAAUGGGACAAGGUUUGUUUACCCAAAGAAGAGGGCGGUAUUGGCUUCCGGCUAAUUCAUGAGUUCAAUUUAGCACUACUGGCAAAGCAAUUAUGGAGACUGGUCCAAUACCCUGAUUCACUGGUUGCCCGAGUAUUAAGGGGGCGAUAUUAUAGGAUGAUCUCGCCAUUGAGGGAAACCUCUACUAGCAGCCCAUCAUAUGUGUGGACAAGCAUCUCCGCAGCAAGGAAGCUUUUACUGCUAGGAAUCAGACAGAAGAUUCACUCUGGUUACGACGUCAGGGUGUGGGAGGAUCCGUGGAUUCCAACGACACCUGCUAGACCGGCUAGACCUAUAGCCCCUGUGAUGAACCUAAACAUGAGAGUCAGUGACAUCAUUAAUCAGGAAUCAAAGGAGUGGGAUGUAGGAUUACUAGAUGAUUAUGUCCAUCCUGAUGAUAUACCUCUCAUCCGCAGUAUGACUAUAAGCUCUACUCACCGUCGAGAUACUUUUUGUUGGAACUACACGAGAAAUGGCCAAUACACAGUCAAGUCUGGAUACUGGGUUGCUCAGAACCUAUUGAAGCAAGAAGAGGAAAAGGAAAUAUUAGAGCCAAGUAUCACAAAACUUCAAGCCUUUGCUUGGAAGUUGAAAGCGCCAAGGAAGAUGUGCCAUCUUAUAUGGCAAUUGAUCACGGGUCAGGUAGUAGUAACGAGGAUCUAG
This is a messenger RNA of Brassica napus (rape), 1923 nucleotides long. RefSeq lists its product as uncharacterized. NCBI's taxonomy places the organism in Eukaryota, Viridiplantae, Streptophyta, Magnoliopsida, Brassicales, Brassicaceae. Bases 1 to 1923 code for a protein of 640 amino acids. The record is from RefSeq and is a predicted model, not a curated record. The transcript is spliced from 2 exons.